Messenger RNA from Topomyia yanbarensis, 1363 nucleotides. RefSeq lists its product as uncharacterized. Lineage: Eukaryota; Metazoa; Arthropoda; Insecta; Diptera; Culicidae. Gene Ontology annotation, molecular function: nucleic acid binding; RNA-DNA hybrid ribonuclease activity. The record is from RefSeq and is a predicted model, not a curated record. The transcript has 2 exons. Bases 6 to 1049 code for a protein of 347 amino acids.
GUUGCAUGCAGUCGACCCAUACGAUGAGUCUUGAAGUACUAGCGGGAGUUCUUCCUUUAAAAGACCGAUUCUGGGAUCUCUCUUCUCGUUUACUUAUUCGAUGUGAGGUUAUGAACCCACUGGUAAUUGAAAAUUUUGAAAGACUUGUCGAGCUUCAACCCCAAACCAGAUUCAUGACAGUGUAUUUCAAUCACAUGUCACAAGAAAUAACGCCUGCUAGGUAUGUUCCCACAUACGUCAAUAUACUAGAUAUUCCUGAAUCCACUUUAUUCUUCGACACGUCCAUGCAAGCAGAGAUUCGUGGAAUUCCGGAUCAUCUACGCUCGCGGGAGAUCCCUAAAAUAUUCACAAGUAAAUAUCAACACAUAGACUGCCUUAAAAUGUUUUACACUGAUGGGUCACGAAUCAGUGAGGCCACUGGUUUCGGUAUUUUCAACAAUAAUUUUUCAAUUUCUCUCAAACUUGCAGAACCCGCCUCUGUUUAUAUAGCGGAACUAGCAGCAGUUCACUAUAGUUUGCAAAUAAUUAAUACUUUACCCCCGAACCAUUACUUUAUCCUCACUGAUAGUCUCAGCACAAUUGCAGCUCUACGCUCAAAGAGGAUUGAUAAUCACGAUCCAUUCUUUUUGGGGAAGAUACGAGAAUCUCUGAGUAACCUGACAAGAAAAUGUUAUAAAUUUACCCUAGUGUGGCUCCCCGCCCAUUGCUCUAUUGCGGGCAAUGAGAAAGCUGAUAAUUUAGCCAAGAUUGGUGCACUAGAUGGUGAAAUAUAUGAAAGACCCAUCGCUUACAAUGAAUUUUAUAGCGCUUCUCGACAGAGGACACUUGCUAGUUGGCAAACAUCUUGGGACAAUGGAGAUAUGGGACGAUGGCUACACUCAAUUACCCCUAAAGUAUCAACGAAGGCAUGGUUCAAAGGAUUGGAUAUGCGCAUCUCCGUCGUAUUGGGCUCGCUGAGGGUAAUCAUUGUGCUUGUGGAGAAGGUUACCAUGACAUUGAGCAUGUUGUUUGGUCCUGCACUGAAUAUCGUGAAGCCAGAUCACAAUUAGUAGAUUCUUUACAAGUCCGAGGAAGACCAAUCCAUGUUCCUGUUAGAGACAUCCUGGCGUAUCGCGAUCCUCUAUACAUGGAACUUAUCUAUCAUUUUCUAAAAACAGCGUCUGUCAAAAUUUAAUUAAAUUCAUCUCCUCAUACUCUCAUCCAAGGCUAAUCAUUCACCAAUUAAAGGAACCUAGAAUAUUUAGUUUUUAAAUUUAGACAAUAACAGAAAAAAAAGUAAAUAAAUACACCCGAAAAUACUAGAUCAGUAUGAAAUACAACAAUGUAAGGAAAAAAGCAAACAAUAAAGUGAUUUCAGUGUUAG